UUUUGAAGAAGGGUCCCAACCCAAAGUGUGUCGCCUGUCCACUUUUCAUCACAAAUGUUGCCUGACCUACUGAGUACCUUCAGCAGUUGUUUUUUGCUCAAGAUUCCAGCGGUAUCUUGUACCCCCAAUGGUAACUUUAUCUACAUGCAUAGGAAGGAACUAUCUCGUGGUGUAAUCUCAUCUUCCAUUCCAGCACCUUGUUGCAUCGCAUUUCCAGCUGUUGAGCACAUAAAUUGUGGUAUAAUUUCAGAUAACCACUCCUCCACCUCAUCCAUGAAAUCAUUGAAUAACUUCACCUUUACUGCAUACCACAGGGUGUGUCUUUCGCGUUCUUUCAGAGAUGGCUCAGAGUCCAUCAAUGCGUUUUUUCUUUCUUGAACCUCCUGGCAGAGGUUAAGUAGUUGGCUCAGAUUAGAUUCCACUUUGAUGGCAUUCUUAUCUGAUUCCAUUAGUUUCUUCUGAUUCUCAAUUAAUUUGGUAACCCGUUUCCAUAACUUGUUUCUCUCAUUCUCGGUUUCUAUCAGGUAGGCAGCUUGGGUAUUAUCUGCAUCUUCUCGAUACUUUUGCCUGGCUCUGCCAUGUUGUGGUUACUCUGACUCACCUGUUCUUCCAUCUUCUUGCUUCAUGGAUUUAAAACAGGUCUUGGCAGAUUGCCAAGUCGUAAAAUUGGACGAACAAGAACUUUUUCAGUUUGCUUUAGUCUUGUUGAUAAACGUCAGGGCAGAAUGUUUUGAAAACACCUUCUCAAGAACAAUAACAGAUUGGAUUUUCAGGCAACAUCCACAAUAUCUUCGAAGUUGAUAAUGACGUUAGUUCAAAAGGAAUGUGUUUUAUCUUGACUUCAAAACAACUCAAGGUCAGACAUCUGGAUUUCCCCAGACAAAGUGAAAAAACAAUUUGUUGGCUAUCUUCCAAGCUAGCAGAACUAGCUUUCGAAUCACCUUACAGAAGCCGUUCACAUUAAAGCUUUCCAGCUUCAAUUCAAAAGUAUAAUAGUCGAUUUUUACUCACGAUUUCGUGAUAAUGUCUUCAAUCUUCAGAUAAUUCAUGUCACUGCCAAUAAACCUCUAAGCCAUUUCUGGCCGAUUCUAUUGUCUUCAGUUUCUCUUCUCGAACCGGUCUUCUGGCCGAAUCUCUCCUGAGAUCCUGGCCUUAUCUUCUGUCCCUCUUCUUUGGGAUGCGGCACAUCUCCUGUCAGAGGUACCCUUCGACUCGAUGUAGCGGAAGACUUUGAUAUUGUUUAAGAGAUUACUCCCUCUAUCCACUUAAGAGACAACAUGGGGUUAGAGGUAUGUCAUAUUACGCAAGUAAGCUCUCCUUGAGACUUUCAGAGCUUCUCGAAAGAUAAAUCUUCAUAACACAGUCUUUUGAUUAAUAGUUUCUUUAUUGUUGAAGAAAAACAGUAAGAUAUUCAUCCAACCUUCUCUGACUCAUACACUUUAAUCUUCGUCAAACUCCAGCAUAUCGCUUUUAAACAUAAGAAAACUCCUCCUGUUUCGGUAAAAUUCCACAUGGUCAAAGGGUAUUCCUUCUAGCCAUGUUGAGCUCUAAAACUAAACUAACUAGCAAACUAAGCUUCGGCACAAGAGAACCCAGCAGUAAACACGCCACCGACUACGUAAUAAAUCCCACCCACAUAAUUACGGGCAGACCAAAAAUUAAAUUAAUAAAAACUAAAUAAUGACACACAAAAUAAAGCCAAAUGUCCCCGACAGACAGUGAAGCUUUAGUUUAGUUUAAUUUAGUUUAGAGAUACAGAACGGAAACAGGCCCUUCGGCCCACCAAGUCCAGGCCAACUAGCGAUCCCCACACAAGUGGUUCUAGGGAACAAGUUACUUUUUCUGUGUCAUUUAGACUGAACAGACACAAAUUCUGUAAGAUGUAAACCAAAACUGUAAGCACAGAAACAAUAGGGAAGAUUACAAAAUAGAUAUUUGCUUUUUUAAAAACCUCUAGCAUGGUCAAAGAUGUGAAGGGAUUUCUUUCUUGAACAAAUACUACAGUGUAUAUGCUGUAAACGUUAUUAUAAAGUAACAUUCAGUAUUCAAUACAUUCCGUCCCUUAUCACGGCCAGUUUGUUGUUUCUGUACUUUUCAGCACCUUGUGCACCAGAGGACAUCUCCACCAGUCUGAACUGUGACACCAAGAGUACAUCAGUGGCCUGGGAGGAGAGUGAUGGGGCGAUGUGGUACAUUACAACAGCAGAAGGACAAGAUGGACACAUUUCACUGUGUAACACAACGGGAACAAGCUGUCAUUUCAUGGACCUGCACUGUAGUCAAACAUACUCACUAACUGUAACAGCGAUGGACAGUUACUGUCAGAGUGUAAACACCUCCGUUUAUGAAACUGAAACAGCCCCUUGUCCCCCUCAGAACGUACACGCUGAUAGUGUUGCCGUCACUGCCUUUGUAACAUGGGAGAUGAGUAAUCUCACAGUGUGGUACACUGCAACAGCGGAGGGCAGCGAUGGACACACGGCCACUUGUACCACGUCCGACACAAACUGUCUAAUCCCAGAUCUUCACUGCAGCCAAACGUACAUCAUCUCCGUCCUCGCAUUUGGUGAAACCUGCAGCAGUCUCCAAGGCUCAAGUUAUGAAAUUUAUACAGCACCUUGUGCCCCAGAUGAAAUUAUCACCAACGUGGAUUGUACCUCCAAUAGAGUGGUGGUAUCAUGGGGAAGAACUGAUGGGGCGAUCUCGUACGAUGUAACAGCUGAAGGAAGUGAUGGGCACACACACUCAGACAACACCACAGACUCACGCUAUGAAAUGCUGGAUUUACACUGCGGCCAAUCCUAUAACAUAACCGUAACAACUCUGAGUUACAGCCGGCACGGCAUUUCAAGUACUUCUGUACAAAUACAAACUGCACCCUGCAUUCCUGAGAAUCUCACAGCUGAGCUGAAUUGUGAAUUGAAUACAAUAUCUUUCUGGUGGGAUGAAGCUGACGGAGCAAAGUUGUACACGGUGACUGUUCGAGACAGUCAAAGAGACACAACUUCAUUCAACACAAGUGAUACAAGGGCUCAAACCCAAGAGCUGCAGUGUGGUGAAUAUUAUACAAUCUCUGUUCUAGCAACAGAUGAUAUCUGCAGGAGACCCCAGACAGCAGUGGUCAAUGUACAUGCAGUCGCUUGUGAUCCUCAUAAUGUCAAAGCACAAUUGGACUGUAACGUCAAUACAGCAUUGGUAAUGUGGGACUCUGGUAAAGGAGCACUGUGGUACACUGCCGUUGCAGAAGGUGCUGAUGGGAACAAUGUCUCAUGUAGCACAUCAGAAACAUCCUGUCGAACACCCGCGUUACUCUGUGGCCAAUUAUAUUCUGUACAUGUUGUAGCAUCGGACAGGACUUGUAACAACUCUGUGAGUUCUUCAACUGAAAUUCAGACAGCUCCCUGCAGUCCCCAGAAUGUAAGUGCUUAUUUGGACUGUACAGCACGCACAACAUCAGUGUGUUGGGAGCAGAGUGAAGGUGCAGUGUUCUACACGGCCAUUGCAGAAGGAAUGGAAGGAGACUGCUACUCGUGCAACACAACCGAAGCAAACUGUGAGAUCCUGGGCCUCCCAUGUGGCCAGUGGUACAAUGUAACUGUGUUAGCAAUGGAUGAGAAUUGCACCAGUUUACCAAGUUCAGCUGAAGAAAUUCAAACAGUACCUUGUAUCCCACAGAGUGUGGCUGCUCACGUUAACUGUGAAAAUAACACCGUAUCAGUGUUUUGGGAUCCCAGCAACGGCUCAGAGUCAUACCAUGUAACAGCACAAGGAAUCAAUGGCCAUUGGGCCUCCUGCAAUACAACAGGCACUGAAUGUGAGGUCUCUGAUGUGCACUGUGGACUGCACUACUAUAUAACUGUAGAGGCAAUCCGCAUGGAGUGUAACAGCUCACAAAGCUCUGCUUUAACAAUUAAAACAGGUAAUUUGUGUGGUAUAUGGAAUCAUAUCUAUAAUUUCUAUAUGUUAUUCGGAGUGUAUCCUCAGUCUAUACUUAUGAAUGUUCCCGUUGCAGUACCGUGUGUGCCCCAGAAUGUUGACGCUCACAUGGACUGUGAUGUUGGACAUAUGUCGGUCUCCUGGGAGUUCAGUGAAGGUGCAAUAUCAUACGUGGCUACUGCAGAAGGGAGCAACGUGCAGCAAUGCAGUGCCAAUGAUACACUGUGUGAUAUCACCGACCUGCACUGUGGAGAGACCUACACCCUCUCAGUUUAUGCGAUUGAUGACACCUGUGACAGUGUUGAAAGUCCUUCCGUCACAAGGAGAACAGUUUCGUGCCUCCCACAGAAUCUCGAUGUUCAGCUGGACUGUGACACAAACGAUGCUUCUGUGCUGUGGAGCCACACUAAAGGUGCAGUGUCUUACUCUGCCACAGCAGAAGGAAAUGAUGGGCACACAGUUUCCUGUGAGACAGUCAAUAAAGAGUGUCAGAUAAGCAACCUACACUGUGGACAAAUGUAUAACCUAACUCUGACAGCAUUGGAUGGUGUGUGUGACAACUCACAGAGCUCUCAGUUUGAAUUCAACACGGCACCUUGUGCACCAGAGGACAUCUCCACCGGUCUGAACUGUGACACCAAGAGUACAUCAGUGGCCUGGGAGGAGAGUGAUGGGGCGAUGUGGUACAUUACAACAGCAGAAGGACAAGAUGGACACAUUUCACUGUGUAACACAACCGGAACAAGCUGUGAAUUCAUGGACCUGCACUGCAGUCAAAUGUACUCACUAACUGUAACAGCGAUGGACAGUUACUGUCAGAGUGUAAACACUUCCGUUUUUGAAACUGCAACAGCCCCUUGUCCCCCUCGGAACGUACACGCUGAUAGUGUUGGUGUCACUGCCUCUGUAACAUGGGAGAUGAGUAAUCUCACAGUGUGGUACACUGCAACAGCAGAGGGCAGCGAUGGACACACGGCCACUUGUACCACGUCCGACACAAACUGUCUAAUCCCAGAUCUUCACUGCAGCCAAACGUACAGCAUCUCCGUCCUCGCAUUUGGUGAAACCUGCAGCAGUCUCCAAAGCUCCAGUCAUGAAAUUCAUACAGCACCUUGUGCCCCAGAUGAAAUUAUCACCAAUGUGGAUUGUACCUCCAAUAGAGUGGUGGUUUCAUGGGGAAGAACUGAUGGGGCGAUCAAGUACGAUGUAACAGCUGAAGGAAGUGAUGGGCACAUACACUCAGACAACACCACAGACACGCGCUAUGAAAUGCUGGAUUUACACUGCGGACAAUCCUAUAACAUAACCGUAACAACUCUGAGUUACAGCCGGCACGGCAUUUCAAGUACUUCUGCACAAAUACAAACUGCACCCUGCAUUCCUGAGAAUCUCACAGCUGAGCUGAAUUGUGUAUUGAAUACAAUAUCUUUCUGGUGGGAUGAAGCUGACGGAGCAAAGUUGUACACGGUGACUGUUCGAGACAGUCAAAGAGAAACAACUUCAUUCAACACAAGUGAUACAAGGGCUCAAACCCAAGAGCUGCAGUGUGGUGAAUAUUAUACAAUCUCUGUUCUAGCAACAGAUGAUAUCUGCAGGAGACCCCAGACAGCAGUGGUCAAUGUACAUGCAGUCGCUUGUGAUCCUCAUAAUGUCAAAGCACAACUGGACUGCAAUGUCAAUACAGCAUUGGUAAUGUGGGACUCUGGAAAAGGAGCACUGUGGUACACUGCCGUUGCGGAAGGUGCUGCUGGGAGCAACGUCUCAUGCAGCACAUCAGAAACAUCCUGUAGAACACCCGCGUUACUCUGUGGCCAGUUAUAUUCGGUGCAUGUUAUAGCUUCGGACAGGACUUGUAACCACUCUGUGAGUUCUUCAAUCGAAAUUCAGACAGCUCCCUGCAGUCCCCAGAAUGUGAGUGCACAUUUGGACUGUACAACACGCAAGAUGGUCGUGUGGUGGGAGCAGAGUGAAGGUGCCAUGUUCUACAUGGUCAUGGCAAAUGGAAUGGAAGGAGAAUGGUACUCAUGCAAUACAACAGAGGCAAGCUGUGAGAUCAUCGGCCUCCCAUGUGGCCAGAUGUGCAAUAUAAGUGUCCUUGCAAUGGACGGGAAUUGCACCAGUUUACCGAGUCCUACUUUUGAAAUUCAAACAGAGCCUUGUAUUCCACAGGAUGUGGUUGCUCAGAUCAACUGUGAAAAUAACACAAUUUUGGUGUUUUGGGAUCCCAGCAAUGGUUCAGAGUCAUACCAUGUAACAGCACAAGGAAUUAAUGGCCAUUGGGCCUCCUGCAAUACAACAGGCACUGAAUGUGAGGUCUCUGAUGUGCACUGUGGACUGAGGUACUAUAUAACAGUAGAGGCAAACCGCAUGGAGUGUAACAGCUCACAAAGCUCUGCGGUGACAAUCAAAACAGGUGAGUUCAGGAAAUAUGUACAUUGUUAAAUUCUUCACACAUUAUGCGGAAUUCUGUCUUUUAAUGUAUCUUACCGAUAUAUUGCUCAGUAUUUUUCUAGCAGGUUCAAUUGAUGAAUUUAUUCCUUGCAAUACCAUGUGGAACCAUAUUAAAUGCCUUGCUGAGGUCCAUAUAGACGGCUUUGCCCUUAUCAACCAAAGCAAGAAUUUCAUUGUCCUAUGUGGGACACAUGACAAUAAACUCUCUUGAAUCUUGGUUCCUUCUUCAAAAAUCUUAAUCAGAUUUGUAAGACACGAUCUCCCAUGUACGAAAUAUGCUGACUCGUCCCAAUCAAUGCUUGUCUACCCAAAUGCAUA
This is a messenger RNA of Leucoraja erinaceus (little skate), 6705 nucleotides long. RefSeq lists its product as uncharacterized. Gene Ontology annotation, molecular function: protein binding. The record is from RefSeq and is a predicted model, not a curated record. The transcript is spliced from 15 exons. NCBI's taxonomy places the organism in Eukaryota, Metazoa, Chordata, Chondrichthyes, Rajiformes, Rajidae. The coding region runs from base 2185 to 6378 and encodes 1397 amino acids.